Molecule: messenger RNA, 1413 nt
Organism: Rotaria sp. Silwood1
Lineage: Eukaryota; Metazoa; Rotifera; Eurotatoria; Philodinida; Philodinidae
Source: the annotation of a GenBank genome assembly
AUGUCUUCAUUGUCAGAAGAUGAAAUUAUUGAAAUAGCGAAUUCAUCAAAAGAAAAUAUUGUGCCACAAGCCAAAUCUAAUUCAUUAAAAAAUAAUUUAAAAUCUAAAACUUCAUUACCACUACCAUCUCGUACAGUGCCUAAACGUUACCUAUCAAAAUUUAAAAAAGAAUGGUUAUCUGAUCCACAAUAUUCUUCAUUUUUAAGAGAGUGCAAAAAUGAUGCAACAAAAGCGUUAUGCAUUCCAUGUAAUAUUCAAUUUUCAAUUCAAAAUAGUGGAAUGACUGAUGUAAACAAUCAUAUGAAAACAAAAAAACAUCAAAAGUGUCUUAAAUCUAUUGAAUCAAACAAAUCAGAAGCAAUACAUUCAAUAUUUCAUUCAACUACGUCAGAACUUAAUCGAGUAUCUGCUACUGAAGGAGUUUUAGUGUUCCACAGUGUAAAACAUUUCCAUAGUUAUCACUGAGGAAAAUAUUAAUUGCUUGCGUUAAAGAAAAUUUCAAUUUUUUUCGAAAAAAGACAGUGAAAAGUUUCUUAAUUUUAAUAUAAAUCUCCUUACUUAUUCUUCUGGUUUCAAAUAAGGAUCUCCUGGCCAACUCCUGGUUUUCUAAAUUUGGAUUUGGCAGCCCUGGAUAAGUCCUGCUGCACCUAGCAUAGAUCCUGCCCCAAUUCGCUUACGAACCUCUUAUAAAGCUUCUAUUUUUGUUCCAAGUAGAACAAGAUGAGCUCUAUUUAAUUGUAUAAAUGAAUUUUCAAUGGCUUAAACUAGGUGGUCAAGAAGUCAAAAAUAUCAGCGGUAUAGCCGAUGAGUUAUGGGCAUUGUACGAUAGAUCCUGCCCCAAUUCCCUUAGGAACUUGUUUCAAAACUCAUAUUCUUGUUCCAAGUAGACUCAAUGAGCUCUAUCCAAUGAUAUAAUUACAUUUUUCACAGCCUAAACUAUGCACGAGAAAAAUCCAAAAUACUGAUUUUUCACCAUACAUACCAUAGAACCCUUUUCGUAGAUCCUGCCCCGAUUUGCUUAAGAGUAAGUCUCUGAGAGACUCAGACACCCACGAUGGAGGCACCUCUCAGAAUUCGCUGAUUUUUUUAUAUGUUAUAGAGGAUAGUGAGUUUAGUAUUUCUUGACAUUUUCAACUAGAUCUGAUUACUUGUUCCCAUACCAUCAAUCAAAAUACUAAUGAAAUUUUUAAUAAUUUUUAAUAGUGAUUUUUUACCAGUUUUUACUCUCUAAAAAAAAGGACUUUUGCAGAACCCCCCGGAAAAGGUUCUGUAGAUUUCUAAAAGCAUUCAAAUGUGUCCAUAGUCUCAAAAAACGGGUAAAAAAUUAGACAGACCCUUUUGGAGGUUCUGCGGAGUACCCACUAACAGAACCAUCUCUUACGAAACCUUUUUUUAGGUUGUGUACAGCAAAAA